AAUUCCGUCUUUCUCGUUGCUCAUUUUCGCACUAGGUUAUCUGUUGAGCAAUUGAUUUUGGAUUGCCGCUCGGCGAAAAAGUACAAGAACCGAACAAUCAAAGCUUUAGGUAGAUCGUGAUUCUGGCUGCUCUCCACUUUUGAUUCGAUCUUGGAUUCUGUCCUCUCUCUCUUUCUGAAUUUAUCCUCUAAGAACUUAGGAGUGCAUCUAUUUGAUAAUCAAUUAUGGAGAUACAGACAAGCGGGAAGCCCAUUGACUCACUACUAGAGAAGGUUCUUUGUAUGAACAUUCUGUCCUCUGAUUACUUCAAGGAGCUUUAUCGGUUAAAGACAUACCAUGAAGUGAUAGAUGAAAUAUACAAUCAAGUUGACCAUGUGGAGCCAUGGAUGACUGGAAACUGUCGGGGGCCAUCAACUGCUUUCUGUCUACUGUACAAGUUUUUUACCAUGAAACUCACUGUCAAACAAAUGCAUGGUCUAUUAAAGCACGAGGAUUCUCCUUAUAUAAGAGCGAUUGGAUUCCUAUACUUGAGAUAUGUUGCUGAUGCAAAGACUUUGUGGAAUUGGUUUGAACCAUAUAUUAAAGAUGAUGAGGAAUUUUCCCCGAGUUCUAGUGUACAAAAAAGUACAAUGGGUAUUUAUGCACGUGACUUACUUCUUGGACAGUACUACUUUGAUACCCUUUUCCCCCGCAUUCCUGUUCCUGUAAUGCGGCAGAUUGUGUCUAAUCUUGAGAAGAUGAAGCUCCCCACCAAACCUUCAGGUGCAACAGGGGAUUCCAUACGCCAUGGAUCUGAUGACACUGCACGCCGACCGCCAUCUGUGAAGGCUGCACUUUCAGUAUCAUUUGGUCAGCGUGCUCCUCAUCGUGCAUCAACCAGGGACUCAUCACCUGUUCGUCGUACACUACUGCCACCCUCUUAUGAUAGAAUUAAUGAUGAUGCUAAAAGAUCUCCCAGUAGUCGUCAUAGCCAGAGUCGUGAAUAUUCUGAUAAAGAAUAUUCAAACAGGGACAGAGAUAGGGAUCGGGAUCCCCAUGGAAGAGACCGGGAAAGGGGCAGUGAUCAUGAUCGAGAUCGAGAUAGGUACCGUGAACGAGACCGGGAUAGGGACCUUGAACGAGACCGGCGCCAGGACAGGGACAGAGACCGAAGGUAUGAUUAUGAUCGGAGGUCCGGGUAUUCUGAGAGAGAAAGCAGAAGGGAUUAUGAAUGGAGCAGCCAUGAUGGAAGUAGGCACUACAGGAAAAGUAGUUCUCAUAGAAGCCAUAACCGGAGUAGGAGUCGCAGCCGAAGCAGGAGCAGAAGUCGAAUUUUGCAAAACAGUGUUGCUCCAUUUGAUUGUCAUUCGACUCCACAUAGGGAUGGAAGCAAGGAGAAGACCUCUGCAUCUAGCAAUUUGGCAAAGCUCAAGGAUCUGUAUGGUGACUUGGGUGAUCGGAAAGGGGAUGCUGGUCUGGAAAGGCUAUCUCGAAGGGAUAAUGGCAAUGAGGAGGUCAUUAGGCUUGGUGGUUCUACAUGGAAAUAGUUACAACAUAGAUUUUCAUGCAGUUCACAAUUUAGAUGUAUCAUUUGAGCAUUUUAUUCUGUGUAAGGCAUAGUAGCAUAUCGUUGGUAGAUGAUGUUGAUACUGGCACACGCAAUUUACCGAGUCAGGGGGAUGUAUGUAUGCAUGUUAGAUGCCCUUACCUAUCCUUGCAUUCCGUUUAAUGCUUCAGGGCACUAGCUGUUUUAGAGAACAUCUCAUACAUGUUACUUUUCAAUCGAUUAUUUGUUGAGAGAUUUUAAGCCA
Messenger RNA from Hevea brasiliensis (rubber tree), 1790 nucleotides. RefSeq names its product pre-mRNA splicing factor SR-like 1. Gene Ontology annotation, cellular component: precatalytic spliceosome. NCBI's taxonomy places the organism in Eukaryota, Viridiplantae, Streptophyta, Magnoliopsida, Malpighiales, Euphorbiaceae. The record is from RefSeq and is a predicted model, not a curated record. The coding region runs from base 225 to 1526 and encodes 433 amino acids. The transcript has 5 exons.